Molecule: messenger RNA, 1448 nt
Organism: Amphibalanus amphitrite
Lineage: Eukaryota; Metazoa; Arthropoda; Thecostraca; Balanomorpha; Balanidae
Product: N(4)-(Beta-N-acetylglucosaminyl)-L-asparaginase-like
Exons: 5
Coding region: 34-1044 (336 amino acids)
Biological process (GO): protein deglycosylation
Molecular function (GO): N4-(beta-N-acetylglucosaminyl)-L-asparaginase activity
Source: RefSeq, a predicted model, not a curated record
UUACUUUUUGUAUCAUCUCGGAAAUUUUUAGUUAUGGGCGUUUUUAUUAAUUUUGUUGUGCAAUUAACCCUAUGUAGAUGUGUGAUGACAUCUCCCCUGGUCGUCAACACAUGGCCCUUUACGAAUGCGACCGAGACAGCCUGGCAGAUCCUGUCAGCAUCUGGCUCUGCUCUGGAUGCUGUGGAGAUGGGCUGCACCACUUGCGAGAAGCUGCAGUGUGAUGGCACUGUGGGGUUUGGUGGUAGUCCAGAUGAGAAUGGCGAGACAACACUUGAUGCCAUGAUAAUGGAUGGUGACACCCAAAACGUGGGCGCCGUGGGGUGUCUGCGGCGCGUGAAGAGCGCGGCGUCGGUGGCGCGUGCCGUGCUGGAGCACACGCGCCACACGCUGCUCGUGGGAGAGCUGGCCACGCAGUUCGCGCUCCAGCUGGGCUUCAAAGAGGAGACGCUCGAGACGGACCACUCGCGCCAGCUGCACCAGCAGUGGCGGGACAACAACUGUCAGCCCAACUUCUGGAUGAACGUGAAGCCGGACCCAGCGCAGAGCUGCGGGCCGUACUCUCGCGACUGGGCUGCCGCGGCUGCAGCGCAGGCGUCGACUCCUUCAUGGGCCAGCGCCAAAGCACAUGACACCAUCGGGAUGGUAGCCAUCGACAGUCAGGGAAAGAUGGCCGCCGGUACCAGUACGAACGGAGCCAUCCACAAGAUUCCGGGCCGCGUUGGCGACAGUCCGGUGCCGGGCGCCGGCGCCUACGUGGACGGCGCGGUCGGAGGCGCGGCCGCCACCGGUGACGGAGACGUCAUGAUGCGUUUCCUGCCGAGCUUCUUCGCCGUGGAGGCGAUGCGGAGUGGCGCCGAGCCGGCCGAAGCGUGUCGCUCGGCUCUGGCGCGGAUCGUGGCCCGCCACCCGGAGUUUGUCGGGGCCAUGGUGGCUCUGACGAAGGACGGUCGCCACGGCGCCGCCUGUCACGGUAUAGACAGUUUCCCGUACAGUGUGGCCGGAGGCGGAGACGGGGUGCGGGUGAUAAAUGUGAGCUGUGAAUGAGCUGUGGGAAUCAGCUGGCUGUGAGGGCGAUCAGGUGGUCAACGAGACAGGAAUUGGGAAUCUGGAGCUGCCAGUCGAAGCGGGUUAUGGUAAAAUUGUGGAUUUUUAUUCUCUCACUUGUGACGCGGUCUUUGAUGACUGAUGGGUCCCCCAUGCCGUUUAUUUCUUUGCUUGCCAAUGGAGAUUUAUGAUAUUCUAUCAAGCAACGAUAUUAUGCGGGAUUCAAUACACCAACUGUCAACAUAGCACAUAGCACUGUAUUCAUCGUGCUUUGUUUUGGUCAUGCACUACAUACAAUAUUGCAAAUGCAACUACGAUGAUACUAUAGGGAUUAGGACGAGUGUUAACCAAUGGGCUACGUGACCGAUCGAAUGACUAGAGUAGGUGCAUGGAAGCCGUACUUU